AGCUUCGCAGAACAGCUUGUCUUUGCUUUUUUUACUCUUUCACAAGGCUUUUCAAAGAAUUUUUGCUUGAACUGACGACAUUAAAAGAAGCAGGCAGGGGGACUUAUUUUCCUUCUGCACAAUGUUACCCUGGAAAAGGAAUAAGUUUGUUUUGGUGGAGGAGGAUGCCAAAACUAAGCCCAAGAGUCUAGGAACGGGGCUGACCUACCAUUCUAUCCUCUCGUCUCUAUUGCGCUCAUGUCCUGACUUGCUCCCUGACUGCCCCUUUGAUUGGGUGGGCAGCAUCUUCCACACCAAACGUCAGAAGGUGGAACUGAACAAAGAAGAGCCUGUUUACAACGUGCGUUACCUCGGCAGUGUGGUUACCAUCACGGCAAAAGGAGAAGGCUGUACCCAGGAGGCGGUGGCCAAGAUCUGGGCAAGGAGCAACUAUGGGGAGCAGAGUGUCAAGAUGAGGUUGAUGGUGGGGUCGCAGGGCAUACGGAUGAGCGCCGACAAAUCAGGGAAAAAGAAACCCAUCCAUCUCUACUCUUUGAACAGAAUCACCUACUGCGCAGCUGACUCAUGCCGGCCCAAAAUCCUGGCUUGGAUCUACAGGCACCAGGUGAAGAACAUGGCGGUGGUCCUCCGAUGUCACGCCGUGCUGGUCAGCAAGUCAGAGAAAGCCCAAGCCAUCGCCCUCAGCCUCUACCAGAACGCCACCUCCGCUUUCAGCGAGUUCAAGCGGUUAAAACGUCAGAGUGAUUUCCGGCACCGACAGCAGCAGCUUCUGGGCGAGGAAGCGGUGCCCCUGAUGCCACUGAGGAGGCUGCUGAACGGGCAGUGCCAUUACAGACCACCUGCUGAAACCCCUGGCACCACCACCCGUCUCUGUUCCAUCACAGAGGAAGAAGAAGAGGAUGAGGAGGAGGAAAAGGAGAUUAGAAAUAGGAAUGAGAAGAAGAAAGAGACUCAGAAGGAGAAGCAGAAGGUUUUGACAACAAACACUGACCCAACUCAGUUACUAUCAGAGCUGGACCUUGGGGAUAUUGCUUGCUUAGAACAAUGCCAGAUCAACUUUGUCAGCGACAGCAACAACAACACGUUUACAUUCAUAACCUCUUUGGUGUGACUGUGAUGAAAUUUAAAGAAAGCAGCUCUCCUACUUAGUAAGACAUUCCUCCCUUUGCCCUCCUCCGGUGCCCCACUCAGGCUUCCUCUGUCCACAUCUGUGCAAUGUGAAGUGUUUGGACCAGAAACUUCUCCCUCUGUCCGUUAGAGGAGACAGCGUGAUCCUUCAGUGGAAGCGAUUCCUUUUCUUCUCAGACGGCUGAUCGUUUUUGCUAUAGCAGGUUAGGGAGCUGCUUGUUUACAUUUGAGGGCUUGGCAGGGAUGCACAGACCGACGACAGCACAAUGACGAACGAGGACAGUCGUUAAAGAAAAUUCAAGAGCACCAACAGAGCUGAGAUAGCCGGCAUGGGUCACAUGCUGACUGAAGCAGGGGAAUUUUCCUACAUGUUCUUUUUUUAAUGUGAGGAAAGUCAGAAUCGGGUUUACCAGCAUGGACUUCUAAUAGUUUUUCAAGGCGGUUGUUUGUACAUUUGUACAUUUUUUUCUAUUCUGACAAUCCUCACUGAAAUAUUUAUCCUACUUUUACUAAAGGUUAAUGGACGAUUAAGAUAUAAGGCUGUAAUAAGGAGGGAAGCCAUUGAGUUGAAAUCUAUAGUCCUGCCGUUUGUUACAACCCUUUCCAUGCAUGGACAAGCAUUCCAUCUGUUUUUCAUCCCUGAUCCUUUAGCUUUGGAAAGUCAACACUGUGAUAAAAAUGUACGACCAGGAGCAUAUCUAGAACCUUUCAAGCACCUCCUUACAGUUUAUGUCAUGGAGUUUUGAUAUAUUAUUAUAUGAUUGUCUUUCUGUGUCAUCGUUGCACCGCUUUGGAGUUUCAGAAAUGCAAUCUUUUUUUUUCCAGAAGCCCUUGCAAAAAUGGAGACAGACCCUCAAGACUAAACACAAUCUGUUUUCAUAGAUUAGCUUUCCUAACUGUGCUCCAUGUGUGCUAAAAUCUCUAGAUGCUUUGUGAUAAAUAUGAGAUGAAGCUAUUUAUUUUGAAUAAAAGUUGCUCUCACUUGGGUUUCC
This is a messenger RNA of Cyprinodon variegatus (sheepshead minnow), 2120 nucleotides long. It is a transcript of the gene fam43b, whose product is annotated as family with sequence similarity 43 member B. The transcript has a single exon. Bases 122 to 1111 code for a protein of 329 amino acids. NCBI's taxonomy places the organism in Eukaryota, Metazoa, Chordata, Actinopteri, Cyprinodontiformes, Cyprinodontidae. The record is from RefSeq and is a predicted model, not a curated record.